AUGGUGUUAGCGUGUGGGAGGCUUCUCGGGAAGAGGUUCCCCAAUACAACUCAUGAAGGUUUCAAUGUCACCCUUCACACCACCCUGGCGGUCACUACGAAACUGGUGCGUCCGAGCCCCGCCAAGCCCAUCCUCCCGGUGCAGACGGGGCAGCAGGCUCAGCAGGAGGAGCAGUCAAGCGGCAUGACCAUUUUCUUCAGCCUCCUGGUGCUCGCUAUCUGCAUCAUAUUGGUGCAUCUACUGAUCCGAUACAGAUUACAUUUCCUGCCAGAGAGCGUUGCUGUUGUCUCUUUAGGUAUUCUCAUGGGAGCAGUUAUAAAAAUUAUAGAGUUUAAAAAACUGGCAAAUUGGAAGGAGGAAGAAAUGUUUCGUCCAAAUAUGUUUUUCCUCCUUUUGCUUCCACCUAUUAUAUUUGAGUCAGGAUAUUCAUUACACAAGGGUAACUUCUUUCAAAAUAUUGGUUCCAUCACCCUAUUUGCUGUUUUUGGUACGGCAAUUUCCGCUUUUGUAGUAGGUGGAGGAAUUUACUUUCUGGGUCAGGCUGAUGUAAUCUCUAAACUCAACAUGACAGACAGUUUUGCAUUUGGCUCCCUAAUAUCUGCUGUUGAUCCAGUGGCUACUAUUGCUAUUUUCAAUGCACUUCAUGUGGACCCGGUGCUCAACAUGCUGGUUUUUGGAGAGAGCAUUCUCAACGAUGCAGUCUCCAUUGUCCUGACCAACACAGCUGAAGGUUUAACAAGAAAAAAUAUGUCAGAUGUCAGUGGGUGGCAAACAUUUUUACAAGCCCUUGGCUACUUCCUCAAAAUGUUCUUUGGCUCAGCAGCACUCGGCACUCUCACUGGCUUAAUCUCUGCAUUAGUGCUAAAGCAUAUUGACUUGAGGAAAACGCCUUCCUUGGAGUUUGGCAUGAUGAUCAUUUUUGCUUAUCUUCCAUAUGGGCUCGCAGAAGGAAUCUCACUCUCAGGCAUUAUGGCCAUCCUAUUCUCAGGCAUCGUGAUGUCUCACUACACACACCAUAACCUGUCCCCAGUCACCCAGAUCCUCAUGCAGCAAACCCUCCGGACUGUGGCCUUCUUGUGCGAAACAUGUGUGUUUGCAUUUCUUGGCCUGUCCAUUUUUAGUUUCCCUCACAAGUUUGAAAUUUCCUUUGUCAUCUGGUGCAUAGUGCUCGUGCUGUUUGGCAGAGCGGUGAACAUUUUCCCUCUCUCCUACCUCCUGAAUUUCUUCCGUGAUCAUAAAAUCACACCAAAGAUGAUGUUCAUCAUGUGGUUCAGCGGCCUGCGGGGGGCCAUCCCCUACGCCCUGAGCCUGCACCUGGACCUGGAGCCCAUGGAGAAGCGGCAGCUCAUCGGCACCACCACCAUCAGCAUCGUGCUCUUCACCAUUCUCCUGCUGGGCGGCAGCACCAUGCCCCUCAUCCGCUUUGCGGACAUCGAGGAUGCCAGGGCGCGCCGCAGGAACAAGAAGGACGUCAACCUCAGCAAGACCGAGAAGAUGGGCAACACCGUCGAGUCGGAGCACCUGUCGGAGCUCACCGAGGAGGAGUACGAAGCCCACUACGUCAGGCGGCAGGACCUCAAAGGCUUCCUGUGGCUGGACGCCAAGUACCUGAACCCCUUCUUCACACGGCGGCUGACCCAGGAGGACCUCCACCACGGGCGCAUCCAGAUGAAAACCCUCACCAACAAGUGGUACGAAGAGGUGCGCCAAGGCCCCUCCGGCUCCGAGGACGACGAGCAGGAGCUGCUGUGA
Messenger RNA from Lipotes vexillifer (Yangtze River dolphin), 1752 nucleotides. RefSeq names its product solute carrier family 9 member A8 (gene SLC9A8). Gene Ontology annotation, molecular function: potassium:proton antiporter activity; sodium:proton antiporter activity. The transcript is spliced from 16 exons. Gene Ontology annotation, cellular component: membrane. NCBI's taxonomy places the organism in Eukaryota, Metazoa, Chordata, Mammalia, Artiodactyla, Lipotidae. Gene Ontology annotation, biological process: potassium ion transmembrane transport; sodium ion transport; proton transmembrane transport. The coding region runs from base 1 to 1752 and encodes 583 amino acids. The record is from RefSeq and is a predicted model, not a curated record.